This is a messenger RNA of Clonostachys solani, 897 nucleotides long. The record is from the annotation of a GenBank genome assembly. NCBI's taxonomy places the organism in Eukaryota, Fungi, Ascomycota, Sordariomycetes, Hypocreales, Bionectriaceae.
AUGAAGUGGGAAUCUGUUUUGCUUGCGUGUCUCUCGGCUGCCGUCCAGGCUGCCCCUCCAAGUGAGCCCAAAGAUGUCGGCAGCGCAAAGAGGAUUCCGGACGGCUGCUUUGGGUCCUUUAACGGAAAGUUCCAAAUCAUUAUUAGCAAGAAGACUGCAAAACGUUCAGCAGUAGAGAGUGGAAAGUGUACCGACAAAGGCGCACUUGUCAUGUCCUUGAAGGACGGUGGACUCAUUGAUUCGCAGAAUCGUAUUGGCUCCAUUGCCUCGAAUCACCAGUUUCAGUUUGAUGGCCCUGCACAGCCCAAUGCACUCGCUACUAAGGGCUGGGCGGUUUGCGAUGACUCUACCCUGGCACUCGGCCCAACACGAACCUUCUACCAAUGUCUCUCCGGGGAUUUCUACAACCUCUAUGAUAGAAACUCGGCUAAGCAAUGCGAGCCCGUCACCAUCUACGUCGAGUCGUGCGAAGCCCCAGACAACGCGGACCAACCACGGGUCAGCCAGAUCGGGGACGGCCAGAUCCAGGCCCCAACCAAGGGUGCCAUCAUCACCAAGACUCGCAAUGCCAAAGCUCAUGCGUCCACGGGAGUCUCCUCGCUAGGUCCUAGCCAGCCUUCACGAGCUCCUCCACCAUCAUUGAAGCCUUCUCCCUCUUCUCCUUCACAUACGCCCGGUCCCAGAACUGGUGUCAUCUCCCCCAGACCCUCGACGCCUCAGCCCACGCCAACGCCGAAGCCACAAGCUACCUCCCCUUCUUCCUCUCAGCAGUCACAGAAGCCAAUUGAGGAAAAACCUACACCCUCCAAUCCCCCAGCAUCGAGGGGAAAUAAGACAGGAUCACAUUCUCUUGCAGCCUUGAUCGUGGGCGUAUUUUGGAUUUUCAUGUACAUUUAA